Protopterus annectens (West African lungfish) is the source of this 6278-nucleotide messenger RNA. Its product is annotated as girdin-like. Gene Ontology annotation, biological process: cytoplasmic microtubule organization; cytoskeleton-dependent intracellular transport. The record is from RefSeq and is a predicted model, not a curated record. The transcript has 34 exons. The coding region runs from base 201 to 6164 and encodes 1987 amino acids. NCBI's taxonomy places the organism in Eukaryota, Metazoa, Chordata, Ceratodontiformes, Protopteridae. Gene Ontology annotation, cellular component: centrosome; cytoplasm. Gene Ontology annotation, molecular function: microtubule binding; dynein light intermediate chain binding.
CUUAAUAUGAAAAAAUAUCUUUGCUUUGAAUAAUGUUUAAACACGCAAGAGUAGCUAUGACUGAUCCUACAAAGGAACUUUGUGAGAAGAUUUUUGAAUUGCUGUAGAUUAAAUGAGCUUCUGUCUGGUUUACUCAUCAAAAAAGUAGCACUGGCUCCAAACUGUGGAUUUAGUUUUUAACAGUGGAAUUGCUCUUACCAAUGAAAAUGGAUGAAUAUCUCGGUGAAAUCCUGGAAGAGUUUAUGUUCAGUCCACUGGUGACCUGGGUAAAAACAUUUGAAAACUUAGUUGAAAAUAAUGGUGAUAUAACACCACAGCACCAUGAAGUCUUUACUCUGUCAAAGGAAAUACGAAGUGAUUACUUACGGCUUGCAGAUGGACUUUUUCUAAACAAGGUCAUGAGGCUCAUAGACCCAAAUCCUAAGAAUGAGAGAAUUUACCGGAAUGAGAAGAAUGAUGAUGAUGCAAGAGUACGAAACCUUAACAUACUGGUCCAGCACAUUAGAACUUUCUAUCAGGAGGACCUCCAGCAACUGAUUUUAAUGCCUUUCCCUUCUGUUCAUGUUCUGGCUAAGGAACCCCUCACAGAACGUGGCAUUGAAGAGAUGAAAAGACUGCUUCUGCUGUUACUAGGCUGUGCUGUUCAGUGUGAAAGGAAAGAAGAGUUCAUUGAUCAAAUUCAGACUUUGGACAUCAGCACUCAAGCUGCUAUAGCCAGUUCUAUUCAAGAGGUUACUCAGGACCAGAAGAACAUGCUGCUGCUUCAGUGGGCAGAGUUUGCCAAAGGAGACACUGAGUUCAUUUUCCAGAAUAUGACCUCACAGCUGAAGCAGCUUUUGAAAGAACGGGAUGAAAACCUUGAGGUAAAAUAUAAAAUAACUGUUAUGAAUCAGGAGAGAGAGGGUUUGCCAUCUCUGCAGUCUCCACAAUUUCAUAGCUUUGAUGGGAAUAGCAUUUUCCAGAAUGCUGGUCUAGGGAGUGGAGAAAACAAACAACAUCUCACUGUCCAGCUUGCAGAUUCAAAAGCAAAACUUCGAAGACUACGGCAAGAGCUGGAAGAAAAGUGUGAGCAUCUUUUGGACUACAAGCAAGUAGUCCAGGAUUUGGAAGUAGAGUUAAAAAAACUACGUCAAGAGAACAGAGAUCUGCUGAGUGAUGCUCGAUUGGCAAGAAUGUACCGUGAUGAGCUGGAUAUUGCUAGGGAGAAAGCUGCUCGACUAGAACGAUUGCAGAAUGAAGUGAAGUUGUACAAGGAGCGGUUACAGAGCCUGGAGUUUUACAAAAGCAAACUGGAGGAGGAGAAGGAGUAUUCAAAGGCUUUGCUGGAGACAAAAGCAAUGCUGGACGAAGAGUUAGAGACUGCACGUGCCAAGAGUGACAAGCUUCAUGAGUUAGAAAAAGAGAACCUCUUUCUAAAAUCCAGAAUGAAUGACAUGGAAAUGGAACAAGAUAUGGAGAGACAGAGGAUGCAAGAUCUUUUCGAAGACAAUCUGAGUUUGGAGGUAGAGCUAAAGCGUAGUAUGAGUAAUGCCCGGCAACUUCAGCAGCAUCAGUGGGAUGAGGAGGAAGAUCAGGAGAAGGACCUGAGUCUACAUGGUGAAGUUGCACUAAAACCCUUUAGUUGUGAAGUUGAUGAGGUAUCUGCAAAUCAGCUGCUGAUACUGGAGCGAGAGAAUCAAGCCAUGCGCAAGAAGAUGUUAACGCUGGAGGAGACAUUGAAGGCACAGCUGGAGAAGGACAAAAGGAUAGAUGACACUGAAAAAGAGAAAGAGCACCUCAGCAAAAUGCUAGAGAAACUGCAGGCUGAGCUACAUGGGGAGAAAAAGAGCACCCAAAAUGCAGAGGAACUAAGCAGCGACCUAAUGAAAGAAAAAGAAAGACUGGAGAAAACUAUACAGAUGAUCCAUGACCAGGCAGAAAGAGAGGUCUUAGAUCUUAAAAUGGAAAAUGAGCACUUGAUUCAGACACUGGAAUCCACCAGGCAGCGAUCUCAGAUCAGCAAUGAUGCCAGAGUAAAAGAUAUUGAAAAAGAAAAUAAAGUGCUUCAUGAUACUAUCAUGGAUACUAGUGUUAAGAUGAACAAACUAGAAUUUGAUAAGAAACAGCUCUUACGAGAUGUACAAGAGUUGAAAGAAAAGGUGUCAAAAGGCUCUGCAAUCGAACAGGAGCUUGAGCGCAUUGAGAAAGUAAAUGAACAACUUCAGAAAAAGAUCGUGGAUCAGAAAAUAAUGUGUGAUAAGGUUGCACUUUUUGAGGAAAAGACAUUAGAACUAGAAUCAGAAAAUGCAAAACUUAAACAAUCUUUGGAAGAUUUUGAACUUCAAGUAAAACAGCUGGAGGCUCUGGAGCAGGAAAACAGACAGUUAGAAGAGGAGAGUCUGCAGUUACAAAGAGCACUGGGAAGACAAAAGUUGGAAGCAGAAAUGAUGAAUCAGCUUGACCAAAAGAACAAGGAGCUAGAAAAAGAAAAGUCACAACUCAAGAAAAAUUUAGAACUUUUGAAAGUCUCUGCCAGAAAAGGUGAACAGUUGGAGAUGAACUAUCUUAAUCUCCAAGUUGAGAACCAGCAGGGCCAAAAAAUGUUAGAGACAAUGACAAAGAAAGCUGAAGAACGUGAAUCUGAAUUACAGGAAAAAGAAAAUGAAAUUCAGACCUUGCAGAAAAGCCUAGAAGAACAGAAGAAAAAUACCAGACAUCUUGAGCAAGAAAAACAAACUCUUCAGUUUGAACUUGGGCAGGCAGAAAAGGACAAAAAACAUCUAGAAAAAGAAAAAGGUCGGCUGCGUCAGCAAAUUGAUGUAAAGGACUCCACCCUAGACGAACAAACUCUCCGAAUCACUAGCUUAGAACAAGAAAAUAAGCUACUUUCCAUGGAGAUAUGCAAGUUAAAAGAAUUAGAUGGGCAGCUGAAAGAAAUGGAGAAGGAAAUUAAGGAAUUACUCAACAAAACAGCUAUUGACAAAAAAACAUUGCUAAGCCUCCGUGAGGAGCUAGUAUCAGAGAAAGUGAAGGUACAUGAAAGAAACAACACUAUUGACAAGUUAACUCAAGAGCUAGAAAAGAUAGGACUAAGCAAAGAUCGUCUUCUGCAGGAGAAGCAGUGCAUUGAAGAAAGUAACUAUAAAAUGCUGGAACAUAAGCUAGAAUCAUCCUUCAAGAAAACAUUGGAAAUGAAAGAAGAGCAGAUUAUGGCACUCAAGGUUCAGACUCAGAGCUUAGCUACCCUGAACCAGCAACUUACUGAAAAGCUACAAAAGGUCAUGCAAAAUAAUGACAGCCUACGACAAAGUGAAGACAUUCGUCAAGCAUCUCUUUUGGUUUCAGAAAAGGCAGAAGAGUCCAAGAAUAUAAAACAGCAGAUAGUGCAACAUUCUAUUGAUUAUGAAGUAUGCAACAGGCUUACUGAGCCAAAAACACAUGAUAAAUUAAAUGAUGACUACCAGCAACAUAUGGAAGAAACCUGCAAAAGAAAUCUUUCACUUACAGAAAAGGCAGAAGAGACCAAGUGCAUGAAGCAACAGACACAGCAGAAUUCCAGUGGUUAUGAAAUAAGCAACAAGGUUGCUGAGCCAGAGAGAAAUGAUAAAUUAAAUGAUGACUACCAGCAACAUAUGGAAGAAACCUGCAAAAGAAAUCUUUCACUUACAGAAAAGGCAGAAGAGACCAAGUGCAUGAAGCAACAGACACAGCAGAAUUCCAGUGGUUAUGAAAUAAGCAACAAGGUUGCUGAGCCAGAGAGAAAUGAGAAGGAAAACAGUAAUGUACCACAUCAAGAUGGUAAUAUAUCCGGGGAAUCUCCUCUUCCUGAAAUCAAGACAGAUGAGCUCAUUAAGGUUAAAGAGCAAGCAAUUCCUGAGUCCAGUACAGACAAAGUAUGCAGUGCACUAAAUAAAGUCAAUCAGAAUGUACAGCAAAGUAGCUCAAGCAUAGAAGGGACAAAAGACAUUUUUGUAUCAUUCCCUUCCCAGACAGAAAGAAGAGAAUUACCUGAGAGUGGUAAGCAUCAGAAAGGAUUGGAAGUAGCCGAAAACAAAGAAUGCAGCAGGAAAGGAGAAACAGAGCAGAGUACACCUCAAAGCAAUAAAAUCCGAGAAGAAAAUAAAGAACUUUUCCAAGCAUCUCUUUCUGAUACGGAAAUGGUAGACGUUUCUAAAAACAUCAAGCCACAGAAAGACAGUGAUAUCACUGGAAAUGGAAUAUGUGAAAGACCUACAGACGUACAACAAACAGCCAAACAAAUCAAUGAUAAUCUGCAGCAGAAAGAAAACACUUCUGGAACAACUCCAGGUCAAAAAGAAGAGACAGAAAGGCCCAACAUGAUGAAGUCACAGACGACAAAGCUCGAGACAGGAGUGAACAGUGUCCUUUCUAAAGGAGAUCAAAAUGUAAACUGUGAGGUGGAACAAAUAAGCAACAACCUUAAUCAGAAAAAAGAAGAAAAUUCCCAAAUAAAAACUGCAGAAGAAUCUGAGAGCACAAAGCUAUUUCUGGAUCUUUUUAGAGAUGGACUCAGUAACAGACUUAUUGAUGUGGAAAGAAAUAAUGCUGCACUUCUGGCUGAAAAGCAAGCUCUGAAUAACCAACUGAAGCAACUAGAGGUUCAAAAUGAAAAUCUGUUUUCACAGAUCAUGGCACUACAGAAACACGCUCUCUCCCUGCAAGAGCAAACAGCUGGUCAGCAGGCCCUCAACAGCAGGCUUCAGGUGGAAAAUUCUAACUUCAGUUCCCAGAAUGCAGCACUGAUGGCUCAGUCUAUGCAGGCACAGACUAAACAGGCAAGUGUCGAGGGAGAAAAUAAGGCUUUGUUGAAAGAAAAGGAAGAGAUGAAGAGUAUGUACGAGUCACUUUUCAAAGAUCAUGAGAAACUAAUCCUGCUACAUGAGCGCCAGGAGGUGGAGUUUGAGGCAACAAUCGAUAAACAUGGCAAGCUGAAAGGAAUGCUGAGGAACCUAGAACAGCAACACAAGGAGCUGGAAGGAAGAUAUGGUGAGCUGCUGGCACAGAAGAACCAACUAGAAGAAAAGGAAGCAUCACUAAAAGCAGAACAAGAGAAAUUAGAGAAGGAGGCAAAGAAAUACAGAUCACUUGAUGAAAACUUCCAAAGGAUGAAGGAAGACUUUGACAGGUUGAACAAGACACACAGCAAUGUUUUGGGAGAGCAAGAAGUGCUUCAAAUAGAGAAUAAAUCUCUGAAAAGCCAGCUCAACAGCUUACAGCUGGAGAAAACCAGACUGGAGGCGGACUAUCGAGGACUGAAGGAACAAAAUCAGCAACUAGACAUCAGUGCUACAAAACUCACAAGUCAAUGUGAGCUUAUGGCCCAACUGAAAAGCAACCUUGAAGAAGAAAAUCGUCACCUUCUUCAUCAGAUCCAGACUCUUAGUCAAGAGAACCGCACUUUGCUGGAAAAGACUAUGGAAAGCAAGGACCAAUUCUUUGAGGAACAAAGGCAACACAUGGACAAGUUGAAUGAACUCCGAAGAGAGAAGCAGAAACUUGUGGAGAAGAUUAUGGAUCAGUACAGGGUACUGGAUCCUAAUAUGACUGUGAUGGUACCAAAGUCAAAAAAGAGUAACUGGAUUGCAGACAAGAUGAAGAAGUUUAUCAAGCCCCGGAAAGAGAUGAACAAGGACAACAUUCAAGCACGAUUUCUUAAUAUGGGCAGCACAGAGAAUAUUGCCAGCUUUGUUAAUCAAGACGGCUUUGAGCAGUGCAUGACUCAGCCAAGUAGGCAGCACCAAGGAUCAGAAAUAACCUUUAUGCUUCAAGAUUCAAGUGCUCCAAGUUCUCCAGCUUCAAUACGCAAGGCCAUUAGUAUCCAGAAUCUAAAUUCUAAUUCACCCAAACUACGUACCAGAUCUGGCCGUCGAUUCAGUUCUCGUUUCAUAGGGUCUGAGUCUUUCAGCCCUGGAGACAAUCAAACAGCCCGUGAUCGGUUCCGCCAGCGACGCAUUGGAUGGUAUGAGGGCCUAAAAGCUGAAACCAAAGAGGAGGAGAAGAACACCAGCACCAAGUCUUCACCAAGUCGCUCCAGUGUUACCAGCAGAGACAGCGAUGUCAGUGAGGAGAUUAAAGGGCUGCAGAGGAAGCUGGAGACUAUGUUGUCAGGCAAUUGGUGCAAGGCUGAGAAACAAUCCUGGGCAGCAAAAUGUGUCAGCAAUUAAGAAAAUCACCAAUUUGUCUAACAGCUUGUCUUUGAGAUGUGAAAGGAAAUCAGCACCAAGAGAAAAUCCAAGCAGACACAGGAAGGACAUGAAGACUAGGUACAGAAGGUACCU